Talaromyces rugulosus is the source of this 1089-nucleotide messenger RNA. RefSeq lists its product as uncharacterized. Gene Ontology annotation, biological process: Golgi organization. NCBI's taxonomy places the organism in Eukaryota, Fungi, Ascomycota, Eurotiomycetes, Eurotiales, Trichocomaceae. Gene Ontology annotation, molecular function: protein binding. The transcript is spliced from 3 exons. Bases 1 to 1089 code for a protein of 362 amino acids. The record is from RefSeq and is a predicted model, not a curated record. Gene Ontology annotation, cellular component: Golgi apparatus.
AUGUUCGGGGCUCUCAACAGGUUUAUAAGCAGGCUCGAUGCCGAAUCCCCGCAGCCGAAUUCCAAUGACUCUGCAGACAACUCGUUUGGCUUCCAGGUACUCCGCAACAAGGAUCCCGACCUGCCACUGGAGCCUUGGUUUGAUUUUAUCAUUGGCAUAAACGGUCGCUUGAUUGAGAACCCCGAUCCCAACCUCUUUGUGGCCGAGGUACGCAACUGCGCCGGAUCGAGUGUAUCUCUGGGGAUAUGGAGUGCAAAGGGUCAACGAACGCAUACAAUCUCAAUUCCCGUCUCAAAAGACAAUUUGUCACUAGGACUUACGCUACAACUUGCGCCCUUGUCGGCUUCGCAACACAUCUGGCAUGUUUUGUCGAUACCAUCACCUCUGAGUCCCGCGUACUUGGCCGGUCUACUCGAGCAUUCGGAUUAUAUCCUGGGAUCGCCCAGCGGGACCCUGCGCGGAGAGUCCGCCCUGGGUGAAUUGGUCGAAGAUCAUUUAAACCGCAGUCUGGUACUUUGGGUCUAUAAUAGCGAGUUUGACGUGGUUCGGGAGGUUGAACUGGUUCCAACGAGAGGAUGGGGAGGUGAGGGUGCGCUGGGCGCUGUUCUAGGGUAUGGUGCAUUGCACAGAUUACCUGUGGGCUUGGGUGAAGAAGUCGAGGGUCCCGGUGAAGUUGUCUUUGAGACUGUUGCAAGCGAUGGCCAAGGGCAGCAACAGCAGCAGCAGCAGCCAAACUAUCCUGCUGCUUCUGCAACCGGGCUUCCUCCAUCUUCUACUACAGCCGCUGCAGGAAACUAUCUUGUGCCUGCAAACAUUUCCUCACCACCUCCACUAUCUUCUCCUACAGCCGCCCUCAAUAACAACGCCAGCAUUGCGCCACAACCCAGGUCAGCCAAAUCAACGCGAAGGAAUCGACACGCAGCAGUCUCGCCCAGCCGUACCUUUGACGAAUAUUUUGCUGAAGGAGAGCAGAAAAGCAAAGAACAGGACUUUGCGCCAUCUCGAAAAGGAACACCACUUGCUCCACCGCCAAAAGUUGGAGGGCCACCACCUAGCGCGACUCCAGAGGCAGAAAGCGAAGCGACUUGA